This is a messenger RNA of Eleginops maclovinus (Patagonian blennie), 1531 nucleotides long. It is a transcript of the gene cyc1, whose product is annotated as cytochrome c1, heme protein, mitochondrial. Lineage: Eukaryota; Metazoa; Chordata; Actinopteri; Perciformes; Eleginopidae. Bases 73 to 996 code for a protein of 307 amino acids. Gene Ontology annotation, molecular function: heme binding; electron transfer activity. Gene Ontology annotation, biological process: mitochondrial electron transport, ubiquinol to cytochrome c. The transcript has 7 exons. The record is from RefSeq and is a predicted model, not a curated record.
GUUCCGAACCGAAGGAUCCUGUGUUUAUCCGCGCGAGUCAGUGCUCCCUCAGCUCAGAGGAACGCAGAGAAGAUGGCGGCGCUACGAGUCGUGGUGCUAUCGGGGAGUGGGAGAGCCCUCCUCAACACAUCGAAAUCCGUCAAGACUCCUGUGGCCAACAUGUCCUUCGCCAGCCUGCCUCGGAGCAAGAAGGUUGCCCUGAGCACAUUAGGCGUGGUCACUGCCGGCGGGGCGGGACUCGCUCUCAUGCUGCAUCAGUCAGUCAAAGCCUCCGACCUGGAGCUUCACCCCCCUACUUACCCAUGGAGCCACGCUGGACCUCUGUCCUCUCUGGACCACGCCAGCGUGCGCCGUGGUUAUGCGGUGUAUAAGCAGGUGUGCUCAGCCUGCCACAGUAUGGAGUACCUGGCCUUCAGAAAUCUGGUGGGAGUGUCGCACACAGAGGCUGAGGCCAAGGCCCUCGCUGAGGAGGCUGAAGUGGUGGAUGGCCCUGAUGAGAGCGGAGAGAUGUUCACCCGCCCUGGAAAGCUGUCGGACUACUUCCCAAAACCUUACCCCAACCCUGAAGCCGCCCGCGCUGCCAACAACGGAGCGCUGCCCCCCGACCUCAGCUACAUCAUCAACGCCAGACAUGGAGGAGAGGACUACGUGUUCAGCCUGCUGACAGGAUACUGUGAGCCUCCAGCAGGAGUGGCGGUGAGGGAGGGGCUUUACUACAACCCCUACUUCGCCGGCCAGGCCAUCGGCAUGGCCCCCCCAAUCUACAAUGAGGUGCUGGAGUUUGAGGAUGGAACACCUGCCACCAUGAGUCAGGUUGCUAAGGACGUGUGUACGUUCCUGAAGUGGGCCUCGGAGCCAGCGCACGACCAACGCAAGCGCAUGGGACUGAAGCUGCUGUUGGGCGCCAGCAUCGUGGUCCCUCUGCUUUACUACAUGAAAAGACACAGGUGGUCUGUGCUGAAGAGCAGGAAGAUUGCCUACAGGCCUCCCAAGUAAACGGAAACAAACGCACCCUACCGGGGCCCUAAACCUAUAAGAGCGGGCUGCGUUCAACGACCCCACAACGCUCACAUCACAAUGAUCAUGUGGACAAACAACAACUGACAAACACACAUGCCUUUCUAAGAGGAGGUACAGAGAUAAGAGUAUAUAUACUAUGUUUAUUCCCACGGAAGAAUGCCUGUUUUAGUUGUUGGCGUGAUAGUAUGUACUGUGAGAGUUGUGGUGUCCUUGAACGCACGCUGUACACAAAGUUUGUUUGUUUGACCUGCAUUGAGUCGUUACUGGAGGCAGUUCAAAGUCAUGUCAUCACGUAUCAGACACUUUGUCACAAUUGACUUCUGAGUUGAUUGACUGUCCAUCUUUGUAAGAUACUCAAUAAUCACACAAGCGCUGAGAAAUGGUUGCUGUUAAAGUUUGUAACAUCCCGGGUGCUUAAAUCCAUCCCCCCCGUCCUCUCCACAAUCACAGUGGAUGCAGUGCAACCUCCCAUCUUCUGUUUUACUGUACAAAAUAAAUUAUCUUAAAGGAA